Messenger RNA from Oikopleura dioica, 2730 nucleotides. The record is from the annotation of a GenBank genome assembly. NCBI's taxonomy places the organism in Eukaryota, Metazoa, Chordata, Appendicularia, Copelata, Oikopleuridae.
AUGGGCGUUCCAGCGUUUUUUCGAUGGCUCAGUCGCCGAUGCGGCGCGAUCGUCAUCAACUGUGUUGAAGAACCGCAAAAAGAAAUUGAUGGAGUCCAAGUGCCAAUCGAUUUAUCUGGCCCGAAUCCGAACGGUGUAGAAUUCGACAAUUUAUACAUUGACAUGAAUGGUGUGAUUCACCCGUGUUCGCAUCCUGAAGAUCGUCCCGCGCCGAGGAACGAGGAAGAAAUCUUCGAAUGCAUCUUCGACGCUUUGGACAGAAUGAUGAACAUUGUCAGGCCAAGGAAGCUGCUUUAUUUGGCGAUUGACGGACCCGCUCCAAGAGCGAAAAUGAACCAGCAGCGUUCGCGUCGUUUCCGCGCCGCGAAGGAGUCCAUCCAGCUCGCCGAUCUCAAAGCAGAAAAGAAGCUUGAGAUCGAGCGGAACGGUGGUAGGUUACCGCCACCAGAUCCAAAGAAGGAGAAAUUCGAUUCCAACUGUAUCACACCUGGAACAGAAUUUAUGGACCGUCUCGCCAAAGCGCUCAGAUUCUACAUCUCGGAAAGGCUGAAUAAAGAAGCCGGUUGGCACGAGUUGAAUGUGAUCCUGUCCGACGCCUCUGUUCCCGGCGAAGGAGAGCACAAGAUCAUCGACUACAUCCGAAAGCAGCGUAACACGCCAACCCACGAUCCCAAUACACACCACUGUAUUUGGGGUGCCGAUGCUGAUUUGAUCAUGUUGGGUUUGGCCACGCACGAGCCCAAUUUCACUAUUGUUAGAGAGGAGUUUGUUUACGGAAAACCGAAGCCUUGUACGCUCUGUGGACAAUGUGGCCACGAGCUGAUCGAUUGCCAAGGUCUUCCAGAAGGAGCGGAAGACAAAGAGCCGCCUGUUUUCUCCAAGGGAAAUUAUAUUUUCAUCAGAAUAGCGACAGUUCGCGAGUGGAUUGCCCAAGAGCUUCAAAUUCCAAAUAUUCCGAUUCCUUGGGACUUGGAAAAUAUAAUAGAUGAUUGGAUUCUAUUGUGUUUCUUCGUUGGUAACGAUUUCUUGCCUCACUUGCCCUCGUUGGAGAUCAGAGAGGGUGCGAUCGACAAGCUCGUUGGAAUCUACAAACGAACUGUUUGCGAAAUGAAGUCCUACAUGACGAGGGACGGUACAGUUAACCUCAAGGCGGUAGAAUUCGUCAUGAGAAGUAUCGGUCGAAUGGAAGACGCGAUUUUCAAGAAGCGACGGCAAGAAGAGUGCCAAAGAAGAAUAAGAGACGAGCGAAGAAGAAAUCAUGACAGAAAUAAACGCUUGAAUAGAAAUCAAGGCCACGAAACACCGGUCGCGAAAUCAGGAGUGAUGGAGCCAAAAAUGGUGAAUCAACAUCAGCGACAAGCAAAAGCGCAUGAUCUGAAUAAAACUGCACGUCAGAUUCGACAGGAAGCUGCCGAGGCGAGACUCACUGCAGCCAAACUCGAGGAUCAGGAUACGGAGCAAAUUACGCUCAGCGCACUUGCAAAAGCACGAGCUAUGCAAGCCCGACAAAACGACAACGCCGCGUUAGAUGCCGAAGACGAAGUCCGUCUCUUCGAAGAUGGAUGGAAGGAUCGCUACUUUAGGACGAAGUUCGACGUCUCUUCUGAUGAUCAUUCUUUCAAGCGUAAAGUUGUUGCUGCUUACACUGAGGGGCUUUGCUGGGUCUUCGCUUACUACUUCCAGGGUUGCUUGGAUUGGGGAUGGUACUAUCCGUUCCAUUACGCUCCUUUCGCUAGUGAUUUCGUCGACUUGGAAUCGAUUAGUAUCAAGUGGGACAGAGAUGCAAAGCCAAGAAAGCCUCUUGAACAGCUUAUGUGCGUCUUCCCAGCUGCUUCUGGCGAGUUCUUGCCUCCUUCCUGGCGAAAACUCAUGUCUGAUCCUUUCUCCCAAAUCAUCGACUUCUACCCGACCGAUUUCGUCGUCGAUCUCAACGGGAAGAAAUUCGAAUGGAUGGGAGUCGCCCUUUUGCCAUUCUUGGACGAAGCUCGGCUACACAAGACCUUGGCGACUGUUUACUCCGAUUUGACAGAAGAUGAAAAGAGAAGAAACGGAGUUGGAGAGGAUAAACUUUUCAUUGGAAGAAGGAAUAAGAUCUAUGGAAAGAUCAGGGACAUCUACGAGUCUGACAAGAAGGAAUUUCACAUGGCGGAAGAAGGAGCAGAUAUUGAAGCCAAAGAAAUCCACGGAAUCCAAGGCAUCCUCUCAGUCGACCCCAUGUGCAACCCUGAAGAUACCUUCCUCCAAUCCCCCGGCGACUUCUGUGAAGACAUCAAAAACAAUUUCGCUAUUUCUGCAACUUAUAAUCUUCCCGAAUUCCCACCCGGAUUCGUCUUCCCUGCAAAAAUUCUUCCAGGCGCAAAGUUCCCCGAAUCGAGACUGAAAGAGAAGGGAAACAGAAGUAAUCGUGCCCCACAGGAUUGGAGCAAAAACAACCACAGAACAGGCGCUCGCGUCGAUCACGCCGGCCACAGAAUGCUCGACCACUCGAUGCCACAGAGUGCACAUCAGAAUAGAUACGGUCGACCCCAGGACGCAUACUCGAGAGGAGGAGGAUACGGAGAUCGCGGAGGAUAUAGAGGUCGCGGGGGUCACCACCACCAUCGACAGCACCACGGAGGAGGAGGCUAUCAGCAGCACCGUGGAGGACACUCGGGCGGAUACAACCACCGAGGAGGACAUGAAGGCGGAUAUAAUCGAGGCAGAGGCCACCAGCGAUACAAUCCUUAUUGA